Molecule: messenger RNA, 3073 nt
Organism: Chlamydomonas reinhardtii
Lineage: Eukaryota; Viridiplantae; Chlorophyta; Chlorophyceae; Chlamydomonadales; Chlamydomonadaceae
Exons: 25
Coding region: 173-2479 (768 amino acids)
Molecular function (GO): glycosyltransferase activity
Source: RefSeq, a predicted model, not a curated record
AUGCAUCUUCCAUAUACGAGUUAUGUAUGACGCUUCUAUCGUAAGGAGGAAGUUCGCUAACUUGUGUGCACUCGACAGUCGACGCUGCAACGCUGCACUUGUUGCACUGGAGUGAGCGGCAGGACGCGAUGCAAUAGUAUAAAUUUGUAAAGGCUGGUGCGGGCCGAAGUCAAUGCAGCUUCAGCACUGGCUGGCGCUCUCGGCCCUGUUUCUGCUGCUGGUCAGCCAACUCUCGACCGGCCUAGGCGGGCGGUCGUUGGCGUCCGCGUCCGCGUCCCAAAAUGGGACGGCACCCAUUAAGCAGCUAAACCUAGAGCCGCUUACCGAGAAUUCUGCGGUGGAAUCCCGUUGCGCGCGAACAACGGGCCCCUGGUGCUAUAACUUCCACACGCAGACGCCGGUGCCCUGGCGCCCCGCGCCCCGCGGCUCCGUGGACUGUCCGGGCAACUGCAACAACGUGGGCGUGUGCAACCAUGACACCGGCUACUGCCAUUGCCGGGCCGGGUGGAUCGGCGAGGGCUGCACGACGCGGCGCACGCGGCCGUGCACCAACCACAUCAGGACGCCAGAGUCAGAAAGCACCGAGCCGCUCUCCUACAUCGGACCGGACAAGCGGGACCUGAACUGGACGGAACUGGGCUUCCGGGCAUCGCGCUGCUUUGGCGUCUGUGAUGACGAUUUGGGUGCGUGCUACUGCGAUGGGCCCAUGGGCCGUGUGCCCGCACCCGCCGAUGCGCCACCUGGGACCCCGCCCAUUCGCCGCGGCCGUCCGCUGACCCACGCGCACGACCAACCAAAGACGACGUGGGAUGGCCGGCCCACCAUUGGCACAACAGACUACAACAAAAUGUACGGCCCUAAGGGUUACUGCAAUGUAUCGGAGCCGGACUGGGCGCCGAGCAUGUGCAGCCCAGACGACCUUGGCGGCAAGUUUUGUGAUGACCCCGUUGAGGCUUUCUGCCCAGGCGCGUGCAGCGGGCACGGCUUUUGCGAUCUGGGCUUCUGCCGAUGCAAUGAAGGUUAUUACGGUCAUGACUGCGCGAGGCGAAAAGCCGGGUUGCCGCUGCAGCCCAGCGACAUUGAGCAACGCCCCUGGCUCUCCUUCCACGUCCGGGAGCCGCCGGCAGCACUGGAGCCACCGCCAAAGCCAACGCGGAAGCGGCCGCUCAUCUACGUGUACGACCUGGACCCGCUCUACAACGCACGCCUGCUGCAAUACAGGAUCGUGCAGACCUGGUGCACCCACCGGCACUACCACACCGGCAACACCAGCACUUGGUCCGCCACCUUCUACGGGCUGGAGGCGGCGCUGCACGAGUACCUGCUCAUCAGCGAGCACCGCACCUUUGACCCGGAAGAGGCGGACUACUUUUACGUGCCGUUCUACGGCGCCUGCAUGAUCUACCCAGUGGCCGGAUGGGCCGACUACCCAUGGUUCUGGACGCCAGGAGGGCCCCGUGUCAUGCAAGUCAUCAACAUGAUCCGCGAGAUUGUGGAAUGGAUAGACAAGCAGUACCCGUUCUGGAAGCGGCGGGGCGGUCGCGACCACAUCUGGCUGUUCACACACGAUGAGGGAGCUUGCUGGGCCCCCUCAGUCAUCAAGGACUCGGUGUGGCUGACGCACUGGGGACGAUUAGACCCGGAACACACGAGCAACACGGCCUUCGUGGGCGAUAACUACACACACGACAUGGUAAACUGGAGGCAGCCGGAGGGGUACAUCAAGUACAUCAAGGGCCAUCCCUGCUACGACCCGCAGAAGGACCUGGUUGUGCCCAACUUCAAGAGCCCACCGCACUACGUGCGGAGCCCGCUGCAGUCGACUCCAUCCAAGCCCCGGGACAUUUUCUUCUUCUUCAAAGGAGAUGUUGGCAAGCACCGGUUGUCGCACUACAGCCGUGGCAUCCGCCAGAAGAUCUACAAGAUGGCGAUGGAGCAGGACUGGGCCAACACACAGAAGUCUCUCAUCGGUGACGGUGGCAACGUGCACGGCGACUACUCCGACCUGCUGUCGCGCUCACUGUUCUGUCUGGUGGCACCAGGUGACGGCUGGUCGCCGCGAUUGGAGGACGCCGUGCUCCACGGCUGCAUCCCAGUCAUCAUCGCCGAUCGCGUACACGCCGUGUUUGAGUCGGUGCUGGACAUUGACUCGUUCGCUGUCCGGGUGGCGGAGGCGGACGUGCCGCGAGUCAUGGACAUCUUGCGGGCUGUGUCCGAUAUCAAGAUUCGCCUGAAGCAGUCACGGCUGGGGCAGGUCUGGCACCGGUACCGCUACGGCGCGUUGCCUGGGCUGCGGUCCGACCUGCUCGAGAACAUGGAGCUUAACGAACGCGAGCCGCUGCUGGCGGAGGCCGCCAACAACACGCCGCGAUGGAAGGUGUCGCUGCCGCGGCCCUUCAAAGGCGACCCGGGCGUGGAUGACGCCUUUGGCACCAUCAUCCAAUGGCUGCACUCGCGCAUAGGCUACACGCGCGGCUGAGGGUAGCUGGCGGGUGCGGUUGCGGGCUUGGGGAUUGCUAUCGCUUGGGCAUUAACCUAGCUAGGAGAUGGACCGCUGUGGUUGGCGUAGCUACGGUGAGCGUAGCUAUAGUGUAGCUAAGCGGCAGCAAGGAGUGCGUAGGGAAUUAGGCAGGCAGGCGCUAGGCUGUGACACGGAAGCUGCCGGGGAUUGGUUUGCUGCAAGAGUUUACGUGUGGGACGAUAGCCGUGGACCUAGCGUAUCGGGUACGGUAAUGGUCAAGCACGUCAGUUACGCCCCAGACACUCGUAGGCUGGGUUACGGUGGGCGACGGUGGCAGGCUACAGCAGUGGUUGUGGGUAGCGCGUUGUUGGAAGCAGACAAAGGCACGUAGAGCGUGCGCAGGGGUAAGAGUGGAGUGCUGCGAGGAUUAGAGAGUUGCUUGGCGAAUGUGUGGACAGGUCACGGCACGUGGCCGUGGAAAGCGCCGUCUGGCAGUGGGUUUGGGGCGCGGCGCUGAACGGGUGGGGGGUCCCACGGGGGGGCCUGAGGACCCCGGUUCACCCCGAGACCAGGAGAAGAUGAAAGGCCGCGAACAUGUAAGGGACAUGUACU